AUGGACAUGGACAAACGGAUUCAUUUAGAGCUGCGGAACAGGACGCCCUCUGAUGUGAAAGAGCUUGUCCUGGACAAUUGUCGGUCGAAUGAAGGCAAAAUCGAAGGCCUCACAGAUGAAUUUGAGGAACUGGAGUUCUUAAGUACAAUCAAUGUAGGCCUCACCUCAGUCGCAAACUUACCAAAGUUAAACAAACUUAAGAAGCUUGAACUAAGCGAUAACAGAAUCUCAGGGGGCCUGGAAGUAUUGGCAGAAAAGUGUCCGAACCUCACGCAUCUAAAUUUAAGUGGCAACAAAAUUAAAGACCUCAGCACAAUAGAGCCACUGAAAAAAUUAGAAAACCUCAAGAGCUUAGACCUUUUCAAUUGUGAGGUAACCAACCUGAACGACUACAGAGAAAACGUGUUCAAGCUCCUCCCGCAACUCACAUAUCUCGAUGGCUACGACCGGGACGACAAGGAGGCCCCUGACUCAGAUGCCGAGGGCUACGUGGAGGGCCUGGAUGACGACGAGGAGGAUGAGGAUGAGGAAGAAUAUGAUGAAGAGGAUGAGGAGGAGGAGGAGGAAGGUGAAGAGGAGGAUGUGAGCGGCGAGGAAGAGGAGGAUGAAGAAGGUUAUAAUGACGGAGAAGUAGAUGAUGAAGAAGAUGAAGAAGAUCUUGGUGAAGAAGAAAGGGGUCAAAAGCGAAAACGAGAACCUGAAGAUGAGGGAGAAGAUGACGACUAA
Orycteropus afer afer is the source of this 726-nucleotide messenger RNA. It is a transcript of the gene ANP32A, whose product is annotated as acidic nuclear phosphoprotein 32 family member A. NCBI's taxonomy places the organism in Eukaryota, Metazoa, Chordata, Mammalia, Tubulidentata, Orycteropodidae. The coding region runs from base 1 to 726 and encodes 241 amino acids. Gene Ontology annotation, cellular component: perinuclear region of cytoplasm; nucleus. Gene Ontology annotation, biological process: regulation of apoptotic process; nucleocytoplasmic transport. Gene Ontology annotation, molecular function: histone binding. The record is from RefSeq and is a predicted model, not a curated record. The transcript is spliced from 7 exons.